Molecule: messenger RNA, 3922 nt
Organism: Tremella mesenterica DSM 1558
Lineage: Eukaryota; Fungi; Basidiomycota; Tremellomycetes; Tremellales; Tremellaceae
Exons: 10
Coding region: 113-3892 (1259 amino acids)
Biological process (GO): protein import into nucleus; nuclear pore organization
Cellular component (GO): nuclear pore transmembrane ring
Molecular function (GO): structural constituent of nuclear pore
Source: RefSeq, a predicted model, not a curated record
ACUUGACUCAACUUACCCCAUUCACGCUGGCUAGGUUUGAAGACAACCUUGAGGAAGAUCCAACCUCACUGAUGCUUCCUUCACGGUAGCGUCAUCAAAAAUCUCAUACGCCAUGGCGACAUCCUCCCAAGCGGCAUUCUCAACGCCCACUGGCAAACCUACUCUGACAUCAUCAAGAGGUCCCACAUCUUCCACUCUCAUAUCACCUCCUCCGCCAGUCAUACCAACUUCAUGGUUAGCACCUCAUGAGCAACGUUGGGCUUUUGUAUCUAUCUUCGGUCUCAUAGAGGUAACGAAAAUAUGGGACAUUAUAGCACCUUACUUGAUCACCAACCCUGAACCCACCUGGUCAUCAGCUUUACGAAUAGAAGGACCUCUCAGUGCUACUUUAUGGACUCUAUUCGAACUCUCAACUUUCUUCGGUAUCUCAUUACUUCGCAUACCCUUACUCUCCCCUUCAACAACUCAACUUGUCAAAAUUGCAGCUUUGUUGAUCUUAUGGAACCUCGCUUGCUGGUUGAUAGCUGAACCAGGGGCCUUUUUACUUCGACUCAACCUGUUUGGUCCUCCAGCAUUAGGAGUACAAUGGUAUCUCUCAUGGUGGCCCAUCGUCAGCCGGGCAGUAUUAGGAGAACCUUCCCAUUUAGGUGGUGUGCAUCAUAUCCGUUUACUUCCCCAUAGUACUGCCACUCUUAACCCUUUAUCAGUCACUUACUGUAUCCCUCCGAAUUCAAAUAUUCAACCUCUCUACAUUCCUAUCGUAUUCAACAACUCCGUUCCUACUGAAGUUUCCUAUUUCAUUCGCUCGUUGGAAAACGAACAUUCCACCAUUCAAACCGUAGCGGGAACCUCAUUGCAUAAAUCACAAGACCACAAACCCUCACUUCAGAUCACAGAUUUUGAUGAAGAUUCCGAUGAAACUGAUAAUCCCGCAUCUGCACUCAUUCUUCGUUCUCAACAACUAGACGUAUCGAAACUCCCUUCGAUCAAACCUGCAGACUCCCUUGCGUUCAUUCCUCACGAUUUAGAACCUUCUCAACAGAUUCUUUUCCUUUCCGUCAGUGAACCCAGUAUCGUAUCUCUUAAACAAGCUGUCGAUCGUCGGGGAGAUAGGUUCCACAUCACUCCUCAUCGCGAAGCUGUCAUCAUCGAAUGUCCGACUGGGGGUCAAUUUGUCGAUCAUCACGAUGGUAGAAUAAUUAAAAAAGGAGAAAAAUCACGACCGGCUGAGACUCGUUGUGUGAAUGAUCAAGAAGUCGUCCAUUUUCAAGCUCGCGGUGUCGGAGAGCUCAAAGUAAAUUGGAAGAAGAAGUCUAAAGAUGGAAUAGAAACCGGUGUCAUCGAAGGGAUAGAUAGUGAAGUUCAAGCGGUGGACGAAUUGGCCCUUGCUCGAAGAGAAAAAAUGUCCAGAACUCAUACUGUACCAUUAAGAGUAUCACAUGACAAGUCGGGUGUUCACACAAUAUCUCUGACCAGCGUAACCGACUCGAUGCGUAAUACCUACAUUCCCUCUGGACCUUCAACAGAAAAGGUCUUCAACGUCAUUCCUAGGCCUUCUGCCAGUUUCGCCUGUCCAGGUCCCAUCCAACUUCUGAUCAAUAUGACUGCCGCAUUCUUCGUACAACUUGACGGUACAGGUCCUUUGCCAUCACCCAUGGAUAUCACCUAUACUUUCCAACCCCUAGCAGGAGAAGAGAAAAGGACCACUAUGCACUUGAACAAGAGGAGCGAGGCAAUCACAGUCGUGGAACCCGGUACAUAUACUUUACUCGACAUCUCUGGUCAAUGUGCUGGGAGCGUUUUAGAACCUUCCACAUGUCGCGUAGAGCUUGUUCCACCUCCAGCACUGGCAAUCAAAGUGGAGAGUUUACACGAAGGGGCCAUGGAUAUAGGGGUUCUGGCCAACUUUGACUUUACGGGAACUGCUCCUUUCACCGUUUUCUGGACAGAACAGCGUAAAGGUUCUCGAGCGGUAUCCCAUUCGAAAAGAUUCGACUCUCAUCAUGGAGAUAUUGUCUUGCAACCGGAGCAGGAAGGAAUGUAUACCUAUACCUUUAAAGCACUUAGUGACAGACAUUAUCAACAUAUACCUCUGGACGAACCACCAAUUCAACAGACCGUGCACCCUCUGGCCAACGUUGGUAUCGUCGGACAACGUGAUGGGAUCCGGAAGAUCAAGGUUUUCUCUUGUUCUGGUGAUCAAGUUGACCUUGCGUUAGAAGCCAAAGGGACUGCACCUCUCAAACUGAGCUAUCUCAAAUCUUGGGAUGGAAAAUCAGAGAAUGCUACUAUAGAUAUCAAAUCUGGUCGUUCGGUUGUGCCUAUAACCAUCCCGUCAGAAUAUGGACCCGACAGUAAUGCCGUGGGAAAGAUGACGGUAGUUUUGACUACUAUUGAGGAUGGUGAUGGACGGAUUAGGAAAUUACCUGCACCUACUCUGGAAGUGGACAUCAAUCGUCAGAAGCCCACUGUGAGAUUUGUCAAAUCCGAGAAAGUUGUCAUCACGGAAGGUGAUAGCGUUAAAGCUGCAUUGAGGCUGGCUGGAGAAUCGCCAUGGGAAGUCACAUACUCCAUCAAUGGUCGUUCAGCCCGACCAAUCACGCUCCGAGAUGCUAACAAUCAUCUGGUCUUCACCGAAGCUGGUGUGUAUCGAUUGGAACAUGUCAAAGACGCACAUUGUUCUGGUCAUGUUGUGACUGAGGAAUCGACGUUUGAGAUUACAUACAAGCCACGUCCUGUCGUUGCAUUGGUCGACAAUCCUUCACUCAAGUACGAGUUUGGAGUUUAUAAGCAUAAAGGCUUCUGUGCGGGUGGUGAAGAUCACAUAUCCAUCAAAUUUACUGGUGAAGCGCCAUACGAACUUGCCUAUAGAUAUACAGUAGAAGGUCGAACCACUCGUCACACACUCAAAUCAGCUCAAGAAUCAGGUGUUCUACAUCUAGCGAUUGAACCAGGUCAUCAUCGCUACGAUUUCAUCUCUCUUGGCGAUUCGAAUUAUCCUACUUCACCUAUAUCCCACGCAGUGGAACAUGACGUUCAUUCACAACCUUCAGUCACAUUCAUCCGACCCAACUCAAUACCCAUAUGUCUCGAUACGUCUUUGAAAGGUGAUGCAAAGGUCAGAUUACAAGGAAAAGCUCCUUUCACCAUCAAUUUAACAGUGAGAAAACCCGCAUCGACUCAAUUAUUCACACAUACCGUAAUGGUGAAAACCAACGAGUGGACAUUGGACGUUCCGUAUGUUGUCAAGGAUAUAGGGAGACACGAAGUAUCAAUUAUCAGUGUGACUGAUGAUAGUGGUUGUGCUCAAAUAGUGAAUGAUGAUGAUCGACUGAGUACGGUGGUAGAGGUUGUGGAAAGUGCGAGGAUAGUUCCUGUUACUGCUUUAGAGGAUCUUUGUGAGGGAGAUAAUUUGGAUUUCCUAUUACAAGGAAAAGCUCCAUGGACGAUUGAAUACUCUUGGCUUGGUAAGAAACAUAAAGUGUCUUCUUCGGCUUCUAGGUUCUCUAGAUAUGCAGAAUCACCAGGUAUCUUUCAAGUUCAUUCCGUAGCUUUGAAAGAUAAUCAAUGUAAAAGAGAAAUCGUAGAUCUCAUCCGACGUAUCCAUCCUCUACCUUCUGUCAAGAUACAAGAAGGUCUUGAUCAUUUAAGAGAAGGUGACGAACCUGCUGUAUUUGGUGUCACAUUCGAAGGAACAUCUCCUUUCUCUUUUACAUAUACCAGAAGUGAAAUAAUCAAUGGGAAGAAAAAAGUUGUUGAGACUCAGACCAUCACGGACAUUCAUGACAAUAAUUAUAUCAUAUCUUCUUCCGCUCCGGGGGAUUACGAAGUGACUAGCGUAUCUGAUAAAUGGUGUAGGUAUCCUCCUCUUUCCACAAGACAGGAUGUAUGAAUGCGGAUGCAUUACACUUUUGUUGAUUUC